GGAGGUCAGCCGGUAAGAGCAGCGGGCAGAGGGACACCGGACCAGUACCACAGAAGCGGCGAACCCUGCACCAAAUGCCGCCCAUCACCUUGCCGCGUGCCUGCCUGUUCGAGGUGGAGUGGGACGGCGACGGCGACGGCGACGCCACCGACCACAGCACGACGUCGUCGCCGGGCGGCGAGGCGUCGGCGUCCGCCUCGGCGUCGGGGUCGCGCCGCUGCCCGUCCGAGGACGACGCCCUGUCGGACGAGCUGUCGCUGGCCGACUCGGAAGACGCGUCCGAGGAGGCGGCGGUGGGCGGCGCCGGGCUGGCCGCGCUCGGGGGCGGCGUGGGCGGCUGCGGGCCGGCGCGCGGCGGCGGCGGCGGCGUCGCCGUGCGCAAGAUGUUCACCAACAGCCGCGAGCGCUGGCGCCAGCAGAACGUCAGCGGCGCCUUCGCCGAGCUGCGCAAGCUCGUGCCCACGCACCCGCCCGACAAGAAGCUCUCCAAGAACGAGAUCCUCCGCAUGGCCAUUCGGUAUAUCAGACUGCUGACUAACGUCCUCGACUGGCAGAAACAGCAACAGCUGCAACAACAACAACAGCAGCAGCCCCAAAAGUUCUUCCUCAACAACAACCACAACAACAGCAGCAACGGGCUGCAACACCACAUGCACAACGGCGGCAGGCAUCGCGACGUGGGGGUGCAGCCGCUGGUGAAGCGGGAAGUGGGGACCGCAGCGAGUGUCCUCAAGAGGGAGCACAGCCACGGCCACGGCACCAACGGGCUGCUCGUUCUCACCACGCCCGCCAUCAAGGUCGAGAGGGACGAGGACGACGACGAUGACAACAGACACACAACACUUGUGAAUGAGAGUCAGCUAAGGAAGGUGCCAACUUGUUGGCAUCAUCACAGCCUUGGAUUGUCGCUUGGAAAACCACCUCCUUCGCAUUCGUCAUCCUCUAGUGGAAACAAGUGACUAUAAAAGUGAUCUUGUUUAUCUGUGUUAUGACUCAGGGGAAUAAGUCAGCUGUCACCAUUUCAUUACCCUGGUGUCUUUCUACUGAGUUAACACAAGAGACUGAAAAAGUUAACUGUGAUUUAAAGUCAAAUGUUGUAGCUUUACAUUAGUGUUUAAUACAAUUUCUUGUGUAUAGUUUCACAUAAAUUACAUUGUAAAAUGAAUGACAGUACAUAUAUAUGUUUAUUGUGAUAUGUGUUUUCCAAAUA
Schistocerca gregaria is the source of this 1210-nucleotide messenger RNA. RefSeq lists its product as uncharacterized. Gene Ontology annotation, molecular function: RNA polymerase II cis-regulatory region sequence-specific DNA binding; protein dimerization activity; DNA-binding transcription factor activity, RNA polymerase II-specific. Gene Ontology annotation, biological process: regulation of transcription by RNA polymerase II. The transcript has 4 exons. The coding region runs from base 75 to 959 and encodes 294 amino acids. NCBI's taxonomy places the organism in Eukaryota, Metazoa, Arthropoda, Insecta, Orthoptera, Acrididae. The record is from RefSeq and is a predicted model, not a curated record.